Molecule: messenger RNA, 2073 nt
Organism: Paramecium octaurelia
Lineage: Eukaryota; Ciliophora; Oligohymenophorea; Peniculida; Parameciidae
Source: the annotation of a GenBank genome assembly
AUGAAACUGCACAAAAAAAAUGUAUUAAUUCGUUCGAGCAUGCAUUCUCCAUCAAAUUUUGAUUCGAAACCCUCAACCCAAAUUCCUCGAUAGAGAUCUGUCAAUUAAUUUGAAGAGGCUGAUCCUAUUUCAAAAGGUAUUAGGAAAACUAUAUUUAUGAGAUAGAAAAAUUAUAAAAAUGAGGAAUGUUGUAGACUUAGGAGAUGCAACUGAAUCUGUUCAUAAAUCUUCAUCUAAACAAAGGAGAAGAUAGAGCAAAGAUGAAUAGGAUUAACUACUUGAAUAAUUAGAUCAAUGGCAUGAAUAAGUGGUAUCAAAGAAAAAAGCAUUUGCAUUUGAAUAAGUUAAGUAAAAUGACAAUAAAUUUAUGGAGAACGAAUUCUCUAGCGAAGGAGGACCUUAAAUAAAUUAAACCAUUAUCAAUUCUAUUCUCAAACCAUAAGAUAAAUAAUAGUCAAAGAACUUGUCAUUAGAAGAUGAAUAGAACUCUAAUGUUCAAGUGAAAUUUUAAUAGUUUAGAUCAAACAAGGAUUCUAAUCCAGUUUUAAAAACUCUAGAUUAAGUUAGGAUAGAAAUGAAUAAACAUAUCUUAAACUCAUUAUUAUUAUAAAAAGUUACAAGGAAGUUGGAUGAUUUAUAAAUUAGCAGAAAAGGCAAAUCAAAUUGGAAUCAUUAAAAAAUGGAUGAAGAGACAACCCAAGUAGUUAGAGAUUAAUCAUAAGCAUUAAAAAAUUCAACCCUCAAUAACUUUAAAGGAUUAACUGAAUAUUUUAGUAAUCCUUCUUAAUACAUCGAUUACGAUAUAGUCUUAUCUAAGGCUAAAUAUUACAGUAAUCGACCUCCAAAUUAAUUUUAGGUGGAAAUUGUAUAAACUGGGUAAUAAACUUCUUAGACUGCUAAAUAAUUAAUGGAAUCAUUUUAAUAAUUCUAGAUUUAAAUAAAAGAAAAUAAAUAAAUUCUCUAUUAAAUGAGAUUGGAUAAUAAUAGAUUAGUGUAAAAAGCAACAAAAAAAGAAGAUGAAAUAAGCGAAAUAAGAAGGAAAUAUUACGGAAAAGAGGAAAAAGCAAGAUUAGGUUAUGUUUCUGAGUAAGACGGAAAAAAAAGAAAUAUGAUGGAGACUAUAGAAAAAAUUCGAUAAUAAAGAGAUGUAGAAAUUAGAAAUGUUCAAAAAUUUAUCUCAUAAAUAAAAGAUGAAAUGCACAGAAAUACUGAGAAAUAGGAGAUAAUCUAGAAAGAUUUAGAUGAAUUAAGGUAAAAAAAGAGAAGGUGUAAGAUGCUAUUGAAGGACAUAUUCCUAAAGCAACUUUAAGAGGCAAAUGAAUCUUUGAUGCCUGAAGGUUUAGUUUAAAUAAUUAAACAAAUGAAAAAAAUUAAUGAAAACGCUAAAGUUGAAUAAUUUCCAAGAUAUUUAGAUGACUAAUCAAGACAGUAUCUUCUUCAGGCUGCAUAAUUAGAAAUAUAAAUAGAAGAUACUAGGUCCCAAUCUUAAAAGUUAAACCAUAACAUUACUAAUUUAAAAAGUACUCAAUCUUAGUAAUGUUUAUUUUAAACAUAACCAGUAAGUGUUUCGCAAUUGAAAAGUCAAGUGAAGACGAUGCUUAAAAGAAGUGGAGUUUCUAUAAAGAAACCAGUAUUUGUAUAAGGUAUAGAUCCUAUGAAUCCUUCAUCAUUUGCUCACGUCAUUAAAUGGGAAAAUCAAGAAUUAGAACAGGUAAAAUUGCAAGAUUCAGAAGAAACUCACUUUAAAUUGUAAAAUAUGCCUAGUGAUGACAAUUUAAAUUUUAAAGAUUAUAAUCAAAAGUUAGUUUAAUUUUAGCAAUAACUUGAAUAACUUCAAAAGGAAGAAAAGGAAAGAGUAUUAAAACUUUAUUAAAAUAAAAGACAUUUAUCAGAUGUUCAAGAGUUAAAAUUAGUUUUAUACUCGUUAUUCGGAUAAGUAAUAGGAGAUUAAAUAUGGUAUGAAUUUGUUAUUGAAUGGACUGAGUAAAAAUCCUUAAAUCCUCAAUAAAUAUUGAAAAAAGAUUCAGAAUUAAAAGUAAAUGAUAAAGGAUAAAGUUAAAAUUAGAUAAAUGA